AUGGGAAGGACCAGUGGAGCAGGUCAGCAGGAGGAGCAGGGAGAGCAGGAGGAGCAGGAGGAGCAGGGGGAGCAGGAGGAGCAGGAGGAGCAGGAGGAGCAGGGGGAGCAGGAGGAGCAGGGGGAGCAGGAGGAGCAGGAAGAACAGGGGAAGCAGGAGGAGCAGGAGGAGCAGGAGGAGCAGGAGGAGCAGGGGGAGCAGGAGAAGCAGGAGGAGCAGGGGGAGCAGGAGGAGCAGGAGGAGCAGGGGGAGCAGGAGGAGCAGGGGGAGCAGGAGGAGCAGGAGGAGCAGGGGGAGCAGGAGGAGCAGGAGGAGCAGGAGGAGCAGGAGGAGCAGGGGGAGCAGGAGGAGCAGGGGGAGCAGGAGGAGCAGGAAGAACAGGGGAAGCAGGAGGAGCAGGAGGAGCAGGAGGAGCAGGAGGAGCAGGGGGAGCAGGAGAAGCAGGAGGAGCAGGGGGAGCAGGAGGAGCAGGAGGAGCAGGGGGAGCAGGAGGAGCAGGGGGAGCAGGAGGAGCAGGAGGAGCAGGGGGAGCAGGAGGAGCAGGAGGAGCAGGAGGAGCAGGGGGAGCAGGAGGAGCAGGGGGAGCAGGAGGAGCAGGGGGAGCAGGAGGAGCAGGAAGAACAGGGGAAGCAGGAGGAGCAGGAGGAGCAGGGGGAGCAGGAGGAGCAGGAAGAACAGGGGAAGCAGGAGGAGCAGGAGGAGCAGGAGGAGGACUGCGCUGAGGAGAGUCAGCAGCAGCAGCAGCAGCAGCAGCAGCGAUGUCUCUCUCGUCUCCCACCCCACACGGACGCACCAUCUGACGGCAUCCACCUCCCUCUGGCUCGGCUCGGCUCGGCUCUGGCUCGGAUCUUUGGGAACCCCUGUACUCUCUUUACGCGCGGACACUGUGGAAGUACGUCGCGAAUUGGAAGCGUUUUUGGAGGAGUGCUUUCUGGUCCCCGGCGGUCCCUCUCCUCUGCUUUUGGGAUAAACCAGGGGGCGCUGAUGGGCGGCCUCGCUCUGUGGGCGGUGGCUGCGGCUGCACUGCUCGCUUCCUGUUCAGGGGCGGUUUACGGUCACCGCGGCAACAGACGGAUCACCACGGAAACUUCACCUCUGUCCUCCUCCCCCUCCUCACCCUCCUCACCCACACUGGACCAGCAGAACACGGAGCCGAGAGGAGCCUCCAGACCAGGAAGCAUCCAUCACCCUGUGGACGUGUGGCUCAGCGGCGCCUGGAGGAAACCCACAAAGAACUCUUCAGGAUUUACUAUAAGCCGUCAGACACUUCCUGUUUGGUUUAACAACUGUCUCCACACUCCACAGAUGCCCUUCUCCCCCCUGUCCUUACCCCCUGUCCUCCCGCUCUCUCCCCCUCUCUCCCCCUCUCUCCCUGCUGUCCACAAAGCAGGCUGCAGGCUUAAGCCGGAUCGCUGCUCCGUCACAGAGGACGGCUUUAUGAGCUCAGAACAAAAAUGA
Molecule: messenger RNA, 1458 nt
Organism: Knipowitschia caucasica
Lineage: Eukaryota; Metazoa; Chordata; Actinopteri; Gobiiformes; Gobiidae
Source: the annotation of a GenBank genome assembly